Molecule: messenger RNA, 1827 nt
Organism: Aspergillus chevalieri
Lineage: Eukaryota; Fungi; Ascomycota; Eurotiomycetes; Eurotiales; Aspergillaceae
Gene: atg15
Product: triglyceride lipase ATG15
Exons: 2
Coding region: 1-1827 (608 amino acids)
Biological process (GO): macroautophagy; piecemeal microautophagy of the nucleus; neutral lipid catabolic process
Molecular function (GO): glycerophospholipase activity
Source: RefSeq, a predicted model, not a curated record
AUGGAAGACGGUCGCAGACGCUCAAAGAAACGCUCUUUAUUUGGAAAGGGUGCUCUAGGGCUCCUAUUGUCGAUUCAGUUGCUACCAAGCGUAGUUUCUGCUAAUGUGCCUUCAUACUUCGGUUCCCCGUCUCGAGACUCCCCCAUAUUGCCUCCGCAGAUACCUCUAGCCGGUUCUCCCUCGCCUCCGGAGACUCAUGAGUUUUCGCUUCGUCAUAUAUUUCAUCGAGGAACGCAUGAGCAUCCCGAUCUCCAUCAGAGACUCGAUAUUGAAGCUCACAUGCGCCUCUUGAGCGUUUCCGAAGAUGGUCAGGAAAUAAAACCUGCGGCGCUUGAUACCCCCCUGGUCGCCUCGUCCAACCCGGUUACCAUCCAACGACUCGCGGACCGGCGAGUCUCGGUUAUCGAAGGGUAUCUACAGGCUGCGAGAUCUACCGGAGAGGUGGUUGCUUUGUCACCAUCAGAAUGGGUCAUGGAUACAGUGGAUGGUCCUAAUGUGAAAGAUAAAGAAAGCGUCUUGACAUUCGCACAGAUGACGGCCAACGACUACAUCGAGGAGCCGGGUACAGGAAAAUGGCAUAACAUCAACGGCCGGUUUAACUACUCCGAAAGCUUUGGAUGGAACAGUGAUGGAUUAAGGGGUCAUAUAUACACGGACAAGACAAACAGCACAGUGGUAAUCUCCCUGAAGGGGACAUCCCCUGCCCUUUUCGAUGGAGCCGGUACGACGACAAAUGACAAGGUCAACGAUAAUCUCUUCUUUAGCUGUUGCUGCGGUCAAGGGGGCUCCUAUCUUUGGAGGCAAAGUUGUGACUGUAUGAAGUCGACGUACACAGGCAACUUAACUUGCAUUAUCGAAGCUAUGAAUGACGAAAACCGAUAUUAUCGAGCUUCUAUGGACCUCUACUCGAACGUGACGGAACUAUACCCGGACGCUAAUGUCUGGCUAACAGGCCAUUCGCUGGGUGGUGCAAUGUCCAGCCUUUUGGGCUUGACAUUUGGGCUUCCUGUCGUCAGCUUCGAAGCUAUUCCUGACGCUCUGCCAGCGUCCAGAUUGGGUCUUCCCUUCCCGCCUGGCCAUGAUGCACGAUUCCCGCAGAGACGGCAGUAUACUGCGUCUUAUCAUUUCGGCCACACUGCAGACCCGAUUUACACAGGGACGUGCAACGGUGUUGGUGCAACGUGCACAUGGGGUGGUUAUGCCCUGGAGACAGCCUGUCACACCGGCCAAAUGUGUACUUAUGACACGGUCAAGGAUAAGGGCUGGCGUGUGGCAAUUGGGACUCACCGUAUUGAGUCCGUGAUUACGGAUGUCCUUGAUGUCUAUGACGAGGUUCCUCCAUGUGUAGCCGAGGAAGAAUGCUAUGAUUGUGAACUUUGGAAAUUCUUCCGAAGCAAUGGCUCUGAAAUCACAACGACUUCGACUGCCACUUCAACCAGCUCGACAAGUGCGACAAGGACAUCAACUUGCAAAACCCCUGGGUGGUGGGGAUGUCUCGACGAGAGCACAACCGACACCGCUACCACGACUUCCACCACAGCGACGACUACGACCUGCAAGACGCCGGGUUGGUUUGGCUGCAAAGACCCUACUACCACAACCGAGCCUGCGACAUCUACCACCACUUGCGAGACUCCUGGCUGGUUCGGGUGCCGCGACCUUACGACUACUGCAGAACCCGCUUUGACAAGAACGACCCUUCCUGCUACUGCCGCUCCCACAACUACCUCAUGCGAAACCCCAGGAUAUAUCUACGGUUGCUGGGACGGUUCAACGACUAUCACGAACAACGAUCUUAUUACGCCUGCCCCCACUCCAUUUUACUAG